Zasmidium cellare ATCC 36951 is the source of this 1683-nucleotide messenger RNA. RefSeq lists its product as uncharacterized. The transcript is spliced from 3 exons. Lineage: Eukaryota; Fungi; Ascomycota; Dothideomycetes; Mycosphaerellales; Mycosphaerellaceae. Gene Ontology annotation, molecular function: transcription cis-regulatory region binding; DNA-binding transcription factor activity. The record is from RefSeq and is a predicted model, not a curated record. Gene Ontology annotation, cellular component: nucleus. Gene Ontology annotation, biological process: positive regulation of transcription by RNA polymerase II. The coding region runs from base 1 to 1683 and encodes 560 amino acids.
AUGAGCGAAGAGAGUCCGCAUCGAGGGCAGGAAGACAGUACUUGCAGCGCUCCUCCAGCAAAGCGCCCGCAUGACGCUUCUCAUCACGGAGACAAUCUGUCUUCUACCUUGGUGGAUCUCAACUCCUCCACAGAUCAACAGACUAUCGCGACACUGGAAUCGCCACAGCACGUGAAUGGCAGUGGCAAUGACGUUCGACCAGUUGAGACCAGCCGUGUGCACCGAGAGGGCUCCAAUGUCGAAGACGAGCAGGCUCAACAUCUUCUUCCCGGGAUUGUCGCUACCCCCGAAAACGUUCCUCUAUGGGCGGCGAGCCCAGAGUCUUCAUGGAGUAACCCUCCGCUCUACUCUGCAGAAACGGCUUCACUGCUUUGGCUGGGUCUUCUAUCCAGUGAUGCAGCAUCUUUGAGUGUCAACCAAACGACUCGGAUCCCAGACUUGCUCAAUCAACCUUCUGCCCCGAGUGCAGAGUGCGCUUCUGCUGUUGUGCAAGGUUGGGUGCAGAACGAUGCGAGUGGCCUUGAAGAUGUAGCGGAGAGUGAUGAAAUUGACCUCGAGGAGGACAUUGUGCUGGAACCCGACGAAGUGAUCCUGUUCCGACACUUUGUUCACGUCUUGAGCAUGUGGAUCGACAUCACCGACUGGGAGAAUUCUUUUGCCGUGAGAGUUUCAAGUAUGGCGCUACGAAAUGUAGGCCUCAUGAGGGCCAUCCUCGCUUUAUCUGCUCGUCAUCUGUCUGUAUGUCCCCUGUUUGCUCACUUGAGCGAACACUUCCCAUCUGCCGAGACCCUAGGUGUCAGAUACUACCACCAGACCUUGCAGUAUCUUCAGAGAGCUAUGCAACAUCCGCCUUACCUCCGUAGCGAUCAGCUCCUUGCCACUGUACUACUGAUUUCCACCUAUGAGAUGCUUGAUACCAACGGGCGAGACUGGGAGCGUCAUCUAAAGGGAGUUUUCUGGAUUCAACGAUCGCAGCUCAUUCAAGGCGAGUCAGGCGGAUUGAAACAAGCGAUAUGGUGGGCGUGGCUACGGCAGGACAUCUGGGCUGCGUUCAAAGACAGGCGCAAGAUCCUGAGCUUUUAUGUUUUGAAGAGACCCUGCUCUGAGCUAGGUUUCUGGGAACUUGUCAACCGUUCUGUAUUCUUGCUCGGACAGUGCGUCAACUACGCGAGCGAAAAGGAGGUGCAAGCUGGAGCGAUUGACGUUCAGGCUCGCAUAAAUCGUGGAGAAGAGUUGUGGUCGAGUUUGGAAGAGUGGAAGACUGGCUUUGCGCAGCAUGAUCGUCGACUUCCAACCGUCUCUGCAGACGACUUCCCUUUCCAGCCCAUCUGGAUCAAUCCACCGGCCGCAAGUCUUGCUGUUCAAGUGCACCACUUCGCCCGGCUACUGCUCUCAAGCAUGAUGCCAGCCCUUGGUGGCCUUUCUGAGCUGAGCAAAAGGCGUGCAGCAGUGCAAAGCUGCGCAGCCACCAUUUGUGGCAUUGCCUACUGUACUAGGGAGUCAGCCGCUAUGAUCACGUCAACUGAGUGUCUGUACGCCUCUCGCCCACAUUUAAACUCCCAGGAUGAAGUCGAGGCAGUCAACAGCCUACUCCUCAGUCACCAAAAGCAGACGGGUUGGCCCAAUCACGAUAUUCAUGCCCAAGUGCGAGCAGAUGAUACUUCGCGGACGAAAGAUGAGUAA